AUGUAUCCCCAGUCCACCAUUCAAUGUAUCUAUAAGAACAACAAUAAGCACGACAAGAUCGGCCAGACCAGGACGGUCAACAAUAAUAGCAGCGACGACGGCAGCAACGCCCAUCUCUCCGAGUCGGGCAACCCAGACCUCGUUGCCAUUAGCAGCAGCCAGUCGGGCACCAGCAACGAGGGCAGUACUAUAGACUACGGCAUGAUGUUGAAGGUCUUUGCACAUCUGGGGAGUCACUCUGCCCGCACUGCCUACCCCUGCGAAUCAUUGGACCAGAGCCUAUUGGACAUGGGACUAUUACAACCCUCCGCCAUGAAUAAUAUCCCUGCCACCAGAUCGACCUCUCAACCGCUCGACAUGACUCCUUUGUGGACGCCUCCCGGCCUUCCUUCGACCAACAUGAGCAGCCACUUACCCAGUCCUCCGAUCCAGCCGACACUGGGGAGUCUGGCCUUGGAUGGCGGAUUCGAAGGGCAGACCCCGUGGCCCAAGCUCUCAGCCCAACAUGAAGGGCUACGGUCGUCUCUCCGGGCCUACGCAGGCCAGGAGGCCGAGGUAGAGGGAGGAGGACGGCGUCCCGAAGAUGAAACAUUCCAGUGGGUGAUGGAGGCCGUCGGCCGCCUGGAGCAGUCGGCCCAGCAACAGUGUCAGCGGCGAGCAUCUCUAUCUUUGCACAGUCGACCACCAACCAGGCCCUUAACUGCACCCGCGGCGCGGGACUUUUUACCGCCUCGGCCACGAUGCGACGCGCUUCUGAACGCCUUUCUGGAAACCUAUGAGUCCGUGCUUCGCAUCCUGGAUAGACCGACCUUUAGGAAACGCUACGAGAGCUUCUGGGAACGGUCGGCAUCCCAACUUACGGAGACCGAUGAGGACAUCGCCUGCCAACUGUUGUUGAUUGUCGUGCUCGGCAACAGCGUGUGUCUUCAACCCAAUGCCCUUGGUGAUCUAACUCUGCGGCGGGAACAUGCCAGCUGGAUUGUCUGGGUGAAGCAAUGGGUGGAGCAGAAGACCGCUGCUGGCGAACAUGCACACCUGGGCGUCGCGCAGAUUGUAUGUCUCCUCACCCUCACCCGGAACACACAACACCAGCGCAUUCUCAGUGAUUAUGACCCGGUCCGAAUCGGCAUCAGGAUGAGCCUGCACCGCGAGCCCCGCCCUUCCAGGUCGUCGUUUGGCUCCAAUAAUGAAGUGGAGCUGCGCCGCCGAUUAUGGGCCACCAUGAUGGAGCUCUCCCUGCAAUUAUGCCUGGAUGAGGGCCUGCCCCCGCCCCUUGCCCCCGAGACCUACGACAGCGAGCUUCCAUCCAGCCUGGACGAUGAAUUGGUCGAUAUCGGCUUUGGUACGACAGGUUUUACCUCAUCCACCGUCCUCGUGCUUCUAGCACGCACGCAGCGCUUGCGUCUUCGGAUUCUACACACGAUCCACACCCCUAUGGGGAUUCGGACGUACGAACAAAGCGAGCAACUAGCCACGGAACUCAUCGCGGCGUGCGACGCCAACCUAAAAGCCCUGCGCGAUAUAAGCCAGCCCCAGUCCCAGUCCCAAUCCCAGCCGACCGAUUUCCAGAUCAAGAUGCUUGACAUCUUCACGCGCCCGUUUGUGCUGGCCCUUUACAAUCCCUACGCCAACGAAACCACCGACAAGCCGGCCUCCUACUAUUCCCGACAAAUGCGCAUGGAAACUGCUGCCCUUCUCCUAACGUACCCGCUUCGGACAUCCGACUUAGAUGCCGUUGAAACCACGCUUGAUGUCGGUCUCGACCUGGCCAACAGCGCCACUUGCACCGGCACUGGCGCUACUACCACGGAGAUAACCGAAGUGGCCGAUCCUUACGAGGCGUUGCGGGUGCACAGUCACACGCGCUGCGCCAAUGUCCAACGACAGGCUGCGGCAACGCUGGUUCUCGAUCUCAUCAGUGAGCUGGAAGAGAACCCGUUUCCCACGCUGCAUGGGUCGUCUCGCAAGUACCUGCGAGGGGUAGUCGGGGAUGUGGCGCGGGUGUUUAAGCAGCGGAUGCAAUGUGCAGCGGGGAUGCAUUCCAUGGGUGAGUUCAUGCUGUUUGCAGCGGGGGCGGCAUACAUUGAUGUAUUGCUGGGAUCGGGAGGAGGAGUCGGUGAUGAGCAGGAUACAGUGGCACAUGCCUUGAUUGUGGCCCUGGGAGUCUGUACCGAGGUGGCCGGGUUGGACACGCUAUCAUUACCUUUAGAUUCGUACUUAGGAUGUUGA
Molecule: messenger RNA, 2229 nt
Organism: Aspergillus sclerotioniger CBS 115572
Lineage: Eukaryota; Fungi; Ascomycota; Eurotiomycetes; Eurotiales; Aspergillaceae
Exons: 2
Coding region: 1-2229 (742 amino acids)
Biological process (GO): DNA-templated transcription; regulation of transcription by RNA polymerase II
Cellular component (GO): nucleus
Molecular function (GO): RNA polymerase II cis-regulatory region sequence-specific DNA binding; zinc ion binding; DNA-binding transcription activator activity, RNA polymerase II-specific
Source: RefSeq, a predicted model, not a curated record